Messenger RNA from Fusarium verticillioides 7600, 1856 nucleotides. RefSeq lists its product as hypothetical. The record is from RefSeq and is a predicted model, not a curated record. The transcript is spliced from 2 exons. The coding region runs from base 647 to 1399 and encodes 250 amino acids. NCBI's taxonomy places the organism in Eukaryota, Fungi, Ascomycota, Sordariomycetes, Hypocreales, Nectriaceae. Gene Ontology annotation, molecular function: transmembrane monodehydroascorbate reductase activity.
AGUUUCGGCUGGCCACCGGCCGUCUGGCCAAUUGCCGUCCCGUCGCCGGCUUCGGGGGAGUGGAGGAUCGUAUCAUUUAGCCAUCCGGCCGUUUUUCAGGGACCUUUAAAGCGACAGUGGGCCAACCAGAUCAUCGUUUGUGGCGAGUCGGUUUGAGUAGAUGAAGAGCUAAUCUGGUAGCUUAAGCUGCUUGCUCGAGUAAUAGAUAAUUAUGCCAGGUUCAUACAUAGAUCAUCUGCCAGUACUUCUGUUCCGUUUUCAUUUCCUUCUUCCUUACCUUGGUACCCUAGACAUUGACGCGAUUACUGCGCUACAUGAUGUAUCCGUCGCUCUACCCCGCGCUAUUGCCAAAACAUGACUUGUGAUUGGCCAAAGCUCAGUCAUCUCAUUGACGUCAACGGUGAUUGCAAAUAGAAGCGAAACGAAAACACGAAUCUAUCAUUGUAAACUUCUCACUUACAUACGUGACCUAUCUACAUUUGCGAAUACCCUCCAAGUGCAUACGCAGUUGAUAGGCCGGGGGCGUGGAUAAGUGAACGGAGAGUUCGACUGGGCACCUCUUUAUCCGCUAUUUCGUUUGCAGAUCGUAUACAUAAAGCUCGAGUCUCACACUCAGAAGACGACUCUACCUGUUAGUUCACUCACAAUGGCAAGUGCUACAGGUGUCCCGGAGCGAUUCCCCCCUAUCGAGGAUUUGCCAGCCAGAGAAACCGAGCCUCUCCUUGGUCGACCUGGCGAUGCUGCGCAAGAAGAUGGGGUCCCCUUGAUCAAGAAUCUUGUUCUCGGUACUGGAAUAGUAGCUCAGCUAGGCGUGGUCCUACUCACUAUUCUGAUCUGGGCAAGCAUCCUCUCUAAGCCUUUGAUCCUCUUCUCAGCCCACCCACUCCUUCAAUCUCUCGCGGUUCUCACCCUCGCUCAGUCUGUUCUAAGUCUACAGCCGACCCAUACGGCAGAGCAGAAGCGUGUCGGCCAGCGCGUACAUGCCAGUCUCAACCUCGUGGCCUUUUUGAUUCUUGUUGCUGGCGUGACCAUCAUCGAGUACAACAAGAUUGCAAACAACGGUCCCCACUUUCACUCUGUCCAUGGCUAUCUCGGUGUCAUCACUUCUAUCGUUCUUCUUCUCCAAUACGGUGUUGGUUUUACCAUGUGGGCUACCCCGGCCCUAUAUGGCGGCGUGGACAAUGCCAAGGCUGUCUGGAAGUAUCAUCGCUGGAGUGGAUAUAUCAUUUUUGUUCUGCUCUUGGCUACCGUCGUCAGUGCUGUCGAGACAGACUACAAUCACAAUGUGCUCAAGAUCAAGCUAUGGGCCGUGCUAUUGCUGGCUAUUGUCACUUUAGUGGGUGUUGUGCCUCGGAUUCAGAAGCAAAAGCUCGGCUUUCCAGGUCCUGGCUCGACUUGACCGUCCUUGGUCUGUAUCACUUGAACCCUGCUGGAAACCAGUUACAAGGAACCUGUAGGUCCUCCUAUGUGCGAUGAGUUCGCGAACAGCCUUAGAACACGGUGACUGGUGUGUGGUCUCACUGUUUGCAACUGUCGUCCUGAAAGCUUUUGUACUGCGCCUUUGGCACGAUUGUGAGGAAUUUGCUGGGAGUAGUCGCGCCUCUCGCCGCUAUCAGCGAGCGAGAUUUCAUCAUGUUUAAUGCAGUUCAUUUUUCCCACCCUUUUUGUUACUUAGGCAUUGGCGCUUAACUAUCACAAUGUACUCAGUUUACCUGUCUCACGAUGCGAUAUAGGAAAUAUGUCUACGACGAAGCUAGCAACUACGUGUCAUCAACUUCUGAGUUGUAUCGACCAUAAAAGCUACAGUGCUGUGUGCAACACGCUGACCAUUCAAAGACUUGUAGUCGUAGAUCUGC